AGAGUCAGUAGGGAGUUUCUGCUGGGGUCUGGAGUGGAACUACAUAAAUCAGACCGGCCCUGUAUGACUGGACUCUAAAGCAGAACCAAGGAUACAAAGAGUCUUCAUGUCUAAUAUUUAGACAUGUUCAGCUUUGUGGAUUCCCGGUUACUGCUUUUGAUAGCAGCAACUGUUCUACUCACCAAAGGCCAAGGCGAAGAAGAUGUUCCAAUUGGAACCUGCGUUCAGGACGGAAUAAAAUACAGUGACAGAGACGUCUGGAAACCUUCACCCUGCGACAUCUGUGUGUGUGAUAGUGGUACCGUUCUGUGCGACAAGGUGGUGUGUGAAGACCCAGACUGCCCCAAUGCUGAGCUUCGCCACGGAGAAUGCUGUGCAGUGUGUCCUGAUGGCGAUGUUGCUUACCCAGAAGUCACUGGAGUAGAGGGUCCUAGAGGAGAACCAGGCCCAAAAGGAGACAGGGGACUUCCAGGCCCACCUGGCAGAGACGGCAUUCCUGGCCAACCUGGACUCCCAGGCCCCCCUGGCCCUCCAGGACCCCCAGGCCUUGGCGGAAACUUCGCUCCUCAGCUCUCUUAUGGUUAUGAUGAAAAAUCCGGUGGUCUUGCUGUUCCAGGCCCAAUGGGUCCAGCUGGUCCCCGUGGUCUUCCUGGUCCCCCUGGUGCUCCAGGCCCCCAAGGUUUCCAAGGUCCCCCUGGUGAACCCGGAGAGCCUGGCGCUUCUGGUCCAAUGGGUCCCCGUGGUCCAGCCGGCCCACCUGGCAAGAACGGAGAUGAUGGUGAAGCUGGAAAACCUGGUCGUCCUGGUGAGCGCGGUGCUCCUGGCCCACAGGGUGCCCGUGGUCUUCCCGGAACUGCUGGCCUGCCAGGCAUGAAGGGACACAGGGGUUUCAGUGGUCUUGAUGGUGCUAAAGGUGAUGCUGGUCCAGCUGGCCCCAAGGGUGAGCCUGGCAGCCCUGGUGAGAAUGGUGCUCCUGGACAAGUAGGUCCACGUGGUCUUCCCGGUGAGAGAGGCCGUCCUGGCCCUUCUGGCCCUGCCGGUGCUCGUGGUAACGAUGGUGCUUCAGGUGCUGCUGGUCCCCCAGGCCCCACUGGUCCAGCUGGUCCCCCUGGCUUCCCUGGUGCUGUUGGUCCUAAGGGUGAAACUGGUCCCCAAGGUGCUCGUGGUGGUGAAGGCCCACAAGGUGCUCGUGGCGAACCUGGCGCAGCUGGUCCUGCUGGAGCUGCUGGUCCUUCUGGCAAUCCUGGCAGUGAUGGUCAACCUGGUGCCAAAGGUGCUACUGGUGCUCCUGGUAUUUCUGGCGCUCCUGGUUUCCCUGGUGCUCGUGGCACAGCUGGACCGCAGGGUCCCAGCGGCGCUCCUGGUCCCAAGGGUAACAGCGGUGAACCUGGUGCUCCUGGAAACAAAGGAGAUGCUGGUGCUAAAGGUGAAUCUGGCCCCGCUGGUGUCCAAGGCCCCCCUGGUCCACCUGGUGAGGAAGGCAAGAGAGGAUCUCGUGGUGAGCCUGGACCUUCUGGCUUGCCUGGCCCUGCUGGCGAACGUGGUGCUCCUGGAAGCCGUGGUUUCCCUGGCUCUGAUGGCAUGGCUGGUCCCAAGGGUCCUCCCGGUGAGCGUGGCUCUCCUGGCCCUGCUGGUCCCAAAGGAUCUACUGGUGAAGCUGGACGCGCUGGUGAGCCCGGUCUCCCUGGAGCCAAGGGACUGACUGGUAGCCCUGGCAGCCCUGGUCCUGAUGGCAAGACUGGACCCACUGGCCCCGCUGGUCAAGAUGGUCGCCCCGGACCUGCAGGUCCACCUGGUGCAAGAGGUCAGGCUGGUGUGAUGGGAUUCCCUGGGCCUAAAGGCUCUGCUGGUGAGCCUGGCAAACCUGGUGAGAGAGGUGCUCCUGGACCCGUUGGUGCUGUUGGUGCUCCUGGUAAAGAUGGUGAAGCUGGUGCUCAGGGACCUCCUGGCCAAAGUGGUCCUGCUGGAGAGAGAGGUGAACAAGGUCCAUCCGGAUCUCCUGGAUUCCAGGGUCUUCCUGGUCCUGCUGGUGCCCCUGGUGAAUCUGGAAAGCCUGGUGAACAGGGUGUCCCUGGUGAUGCUGGUGCUCCUGGUCCUGCCGGUGCAAGAGGAGAGAGGGGUUUCCCCGGUGAACGUGGUAUCCAAGGUCCCGCAGGUCCUCCAGGCCCCCGUGGUGCUAAUGGUGCUCCUGGUAACGAUGGUGCUAAGGGUGAUGCUGGUGCUCCUGGCAGUCCCGGAAAUCAAGGCCCUCCAGGCCUCCAGGGUAUGCCCGGUGAACGUGGUGCUGCUGGUCUGCCUGGUGCCAAGGGAGACAGAGGUGACCAAGGUGUCAAAGGUGCUGAUGGUGCUCCCGGCAAAGAUGGACCUAGAGGACUGACUGGACCCAUUGGCCCACCUGGACCAUCUGGUGCUCCUGGUGAUAAGGGUGAAUCUGGUCCCUCUGGCCCUGCUGGUCCCACUGGUGCUCGUGGCGCUCCCGGAGAUCGUGGUGAACCCGGCCCUGCUGGACCUGCUGGAUUCGCUGGCCCCCCUGGUACUGAUGGCCAACCUGGUGCUAAAGGUGAACCUGGUGAUGCUGGUGCUAAAGGUGAUGCUGGCGCUCCCGGCCCUGCUGGAGCCACUGGACCUCCCGGACCUGCUGGUGCUGUUGGUGCUCCUGGACCCAAAGGUGCUCGUGGAAGUGCUGGACCCCCUGGUGCUACUGGAUUCCCCGGAGCUGCUGGAAGAGUUGGACCUCCUGGCCCAUCUGGUAACAUUGGUCUUCCUGGCCCACCUGGCCCCUCCGGAAAGGAAGGUGCCAAAGGACCCCGUGGUGAGACUGGUCCUGCUGGUCGCCCUGGUGAAGCUGGCCCUGCUGGCCCACCUGGACCUUCUGGUGAGAAGGGUUCUCCUGGUGCUGAUGGACCUGCUGGUGCACCUGGUACUCCUGGCCCACAAGGUAUUGCUGGACAACGUGGUGUGGUUGGUCUUCCCGGACAAAGAGGCGAGAGAGGUUUCCCCGGUCUUCCUGGACCAUCUGGCGAGCCUGGCAAACAAGGCCCAUCUGGAUCUGUUGGUGAACGUGGUCCUCCUGGCCCAAUGGGACCACCUGGAUUAGCUGGACCCCCUGGUGAAGCUGGACGUGAGGGUUCUCCUGGCUCAGAAGGUGCUCCUGGGCGUGAUGGUUCCGCUGGUCCUAAGGGUGAUCGUGGUGAGAGUGGCCCAGCUGGUCCCCCUGGUGCCCCUGGAGCCCCUGGUGCCCCUGGCCCCAUUGGCCCUGCUGGCAAGAAUGGAGACCGUGGUGAGAGUGGCCCUGCUGGUCCCGCUGGUCCCGCUGGCCCUGCUGGUGCUCGUGGUCCUGCUGGUGCACAAGGUGCUCGUGGUGACAAGGGUGAGACUGGUGAACAAGGUGACAGAGGCAUGAAGGGUCACAGAGGUUUCUCUGGUCUCCAGGGUCCUCCUGGUCCCCCUGGUUCUCCUGGUGAACAAGGUCCCUCUGGUUCUUCCGGCCCUGCUGGUCCAAGAGGUCCUCCUGGCUCUGCUGGUUCCGCUGGCAAAGAUGGUCAUAAUGGUCCCCCUGGUCCCACUGGCCCACCUGGUCCCCGUGGUCGUACUGGUGAUGUUGGCCCUGCUGGUCCUCCUGGACCUCCUGGCCCACCUGGUCCCCCAGGCCCACCUAGCGGUGGCUUUGACUUCAGCUUCCUGCCCCAGCCUCCUCAGGAGAAAGCUCACGAUGGUGGUCGCUACUACAGAGCUGAUGAUGCCAAUGUGAUGCGUGACCGUGACCUGGAAGUUGACACUACCCUCAAGAGCCUGUCCCUCCAGAUUGAGAACAUCCGUAGCCCCGAGGGAACCCGCAAGAACCCAGCCCGCACUUGUCGUGACCUGAAGAUGUGCCAUGGAGACUGGAAGAGCGGCGAGUAUUGGAUUGACCCCAACCAAGGCUGCAACCUGGAUGCCAUCAAGGUCUACUGUAACAUGGAGACUGGAGAAACUUGCGUCUACCCAGUUCAGCCUACCAUCUCCCAGAAGAACUGGUAUAUUGCCAAGAACCCCAAGGAGAAGAAACAUGUCUGGUUCGGCGAGACAAUGAGCGAUGGCUUCCAGUUCGAAUAUGGUGGCGAGGGAUCCAACUCUGCUGAUGUUGCCAUCCAGCUGACUUUCUUGCGCUUGAUGUCCACUGAAGCCUCCCAGAACAUCACCUACCACUGCAAGAACAGUGUGGCUUACAUGGAUCAACAGACAGGAAACCUGAAGAAGGCUCUGCUCCUCCAAGGCUCCAACGAGAUUGAAAUCAGAGCGGAGGGCAACAACCGCUUCACCUACGGUGUCACCGAGGAUGGCUGCACGAGUCACACCGGCAGUUGGGGAAAGACAGUCAUCGAAUACAAGACAACAAAAACUUCCCGGUUGCCCGUCAUUGAUGUGGCUCCCAUGGACGUUGGUGCCCCAGACCAAGAAUUCGGCCUUGAGAUUGGACCAGUCUGCUUCUUGUAAACCCAAAAGGAAACCUGACAGUUUAAAAAAUAAAAUAAAAAACAGCCAAAAAAGAAGGAAAUUUCACAUGGACUUGAAUUUGUGUCUUUUUCUAUCCAUCAUCUCUAAAACUAUUUUUGUUUCCGUUAAAAAAAACAAAAAAAGCAUUAAACCAAAAAAAUAAAAAUAAAUGACUUUUCAAAAAUAAUUAAGGAAGUGCAUCCACUUGCUUGACUUUUUUUAAUCAAAAUCCCCGAAGACAGAAUGGUUUGAUUUUAUCUUCUUCUUUUUUUUAAAUCAAGUAAUAUCUUGGGACCACUAUUUGCACAUUCCAAAAAUACAUAUAUAAAAACCAUACAGAAUGACAAAAUCAGUCCAAACCAACACAACGCCUGAAGUACAACUACCAGUUUUGAGAACUUGUUGUUUCCACAGCAACAAGAAUAAUGCUAAACUAGUGGUAGAACCUGCCCUAUACACCCAUAAUAAAAAUUGCCCCCAUACCCUGGUGUUGGGGAAAAAAAAUCCCAAAUUUACCUACAGGCCAACUUUCUCUGCUGGUACCUUUAUAUAGAGAAAUUUUUCUUCUUCUUUUUUACACAAAGCAAUACCACUGAAAAGAUUAUUAUUUCAGCCAUUCGAAAUGUACAUUUUUUUUUCUGUUUUGUUCAAUCGACAUUAGAAAUACAUUUGUCAAAGUCCAAAUACAGGUGUGACAUUUAGUGGCUAUCAAAUCAGGAUCCUGUUUGGACAAAGAACAGGUGAAAGAUGCCCUGUCCCUCUGAAAGAGGUUGGAGAUUAUCUUCUUUUCUAAAAUAUAUAUUUAAGAGCUACAAAUGUUUUGUCGUUGAACAACUGAAGGAAAAAAGAAUGGGCAAUCAUAUCAGAAAGCAGAGAAAAUGUAAUGUUCAAUGUAUAUAAUUGUUGUAUGGACGGCUACCUCACCAUUGUCAUUUUCAACUACUCUGGGGUAGUUUUGGGGUUUUUUUAUGCUAGUACCAGGUUGUAAUGGAGGGAGUGGGGCAGGGUUCCAGGUUUAGGUAAAGGUGCUAACUGUGUCUUUUAUAUCUUUCUUUUUUCUCUUUAGUCUGCUAUGUUAACAAUUAUCAGGUCCCAUGGAAUUCUUUUUUGAGGUGGUGAAAUCUGCAAAAGCCUUACCUCGCCCCAAGCAGAGGUUGCUAAGAGGGGCUAUUUGGUGCUAUAGAAAUGAGACUAUUGGAGGGGGAAAGCAAAUUUGAUGCCUUGCUGCCCAGAAAUACUUGUGAAUUUUCAAAAGGUGCUAUUUUAUUUUAUUCUAUAUUUUUGAACAAGCAAAACAUCCAGGGUUGAGAGAGAAAAAUCAAACAUUGCUACAAGGGAUCAAGGUCUAAGCAAUUUGUUUCUGUUGUAAAGCAGGUGGAUUCCCUUUUGGCUUGUCUUUCCCCCCAUUCAUCCAGUUCUUCUCCACCACCAUCUCUCUUUGUUUCCAUCUUUCUUCCCUCAUCCAAAAGCAAAUUCUUGUGCCAAGUCUCUUUUGUUCUCCCAUGGUCCUCACUUGCUGCUGAUACAUUUGUUCCUUGCUUCUCAUUCUCCUCUCCUCCUCCAACUCUCUCCUCACCCUGACUCUCUUUUUCUGUCUUUCGGUGGGUUUCCAUUUCAAGCAAACUCAAUUCCUCUCUUUAACAAGAGGCAGUGUGAGUGACCGAAGAUUCUGUACCUAUUUUGUAUAUGUAUAAUAAUUUGAGAUGUUUUUAAUUAUUUUGACUGCUGAAAUAAAGCAUGUGAAAUGAUCCAAAUACA
This is a messenger RNA of Hemicordylus capensis (graceful crag lizard), 6234 nucleotides long. It is a transcript of the gene COL1A1, whose product is annotated as collagen type I alpha 1 chain. The coding region runs from base 124 to 4476 and encodes 1450 amino acids. The record is from RefSeq and is a predicted model, not a curated record. Gene Ontology annotation, molecular function: extracellular matrix structural constituent; protein binding. NCBI's taxonomy places the organism in Eukaryota, Metazoa, Chordata, Lepidosauria, Squamata, Cordylidae. The transcript has 51 exons.